AUGGAAUCAUUGCUUGGGCUCCUGGCACUGCUGCUGUUGUGGGGCACUGUGGCUGAGGGCCCGGCCAAGAAGGUGCUGACCCUGGAGGGGGACCUGGUACUGGGUGGGCUGUUCCCAGUGCACCAGAAGGGCGGCCCGAUGGAGGACUGCGGCCCUGUCAAUGAGCACCGUGGUAUCCAGCGUCUGGAAGCCAUGCUUUUCGCACUGGAUCGCAUCAACCGCGACCCUCACCUGCUGCCUGGUGUGCGCCUGGGUGCACACAUCCUCGACAGCUGCUCCAAGGACACACACGCCCUGGAGCAGGCACUGGACUUUGUACGUGCCUCGCUCAGCCGCGGUGCUGAUGGCUCACGUCAUAUCUGCCCUGAUGGUUCUUAUGCUACCCAUGGUGAUGCCCCCACUGCUAUCACGGGUGUCAUUGGCGGCUCCUACAGUGACGUCUCUAUCCAGGUGGCCAACCUCCUGAGGCUAUUUCAGAUCCCACAAAUCAGCUAUGCCUCCACCAGUGCCAAGCUGAGUGAUAAGUCCCGCUAUGACUACUUUGCCCGCACGGUGCCCCCUGACUUCUUCCAAGCCAAGGCCAUGGCUGAGAUUCUUCGCUUCUUCAACUGGACCUAUGUGUCCACUGUGGCAUCAGAGGGCGACUAUGGCGAGACAGGUAUUGAGGCCUUUGAGCUAGAGGCCCGUGCCCGCAACAUCUGUGUGGCCACCUCGGAGAAGGUGGGCCGGGCCAUGAGCCGUGCAGCCUUCGAGGGCGUGGUGCGAGCCCUGCUGCAGAAGCCCAGUGCCCGCGUGGCCGUCCUGUUUACCCGUUCUGAGGAUGCCCGUGAGCUGCUGGCUGCCACCCAGCGCCUCAAUGCCAGCUUCAUCUGGGUGGCCAGUGAUGGCUGGGGGGCCCUGGAGAGUGUGGUGGCAGGCAGUGAGGGGGCUGCUGAGGGCGCCAUCACCAUCGAGCUGGCCUCUUACCCCAUCAGUGACUUUGCCUCUUACUUCCGGAGCCUGGAUCCCUGGAACAACAGCCGGAACCCCUGGUUCCGUGAGUUCUGGGAGCAGAGGUUCCGCUGCAGCUUCCGGCGGCGAGACUGCGCAGCCCACUCUCUACGGGCCGUGCCCUUUGAGCAGGAGUCCAAGAUCAUGUUUGUAGUCAAUGCAGUGUAUGCCAUGGCCCAUGCACUGCACAACAUGCACCGUGCCCUCUGCCCCAACACCACCCACCUCUGUGACGCGAUGAGGCCUGUCAACGGGCGCCACCUCUACAAGGACUUUGUGCUCAACGUCAAGUUUGAUGCACCCUUCCGCCCAGCUGACACCCACAAUGAAGUCCGCUUUGACCGCUUUGGUGAUGGUAUUGGCCGCUAUAACAUCUUCACCUAUCUGCGGGCAGGCAGCGGGCGCUAUCACUACCAGAAGGUGGGCUACUGGGCAGAAGGCCUGACUCUGGACACCAGUCUCAUCCCAUGGGCCUCACCCUCAGCAGGCCCCCUGCCCGCCUCUCGCUGCAGUGAGCCAUGCCUCCAGAACGAGGUGAAGAGCGUGCAGCCAGGUGAGGUCUGUUGCUGGCUCUGCAUCCCGUGCCAGCCCUAUGAGUACCGGCUGGACGAGUUCACCUGCGCUGACUGCGGCCUGGGCUACUGGCCCAAUGCCAGCCUGACUGGCUGCUUUGAGCUUCCCCAGGAGUACAUACGCUGGGGUGAUGCCUGGGCUGUGGGACCUGUCACCAUCGCCUGUCUGGGUGCACUGGCCACUCUCUUUGUGCUGGGAGUCUUUGUGUGGCACAAUGCCACGCCAGUGGUCAAGGCCUCAGGUCGGGAGCUCUGCUACAUCCUGCUGGGUGGUGUCUUCCUCUGCUACUGCAUGACCUUCAUCUUCAUUGCCAAGCCAUCCACAGCAGUGUGCACCUUACGGCGCCUCGGUUUGGGAACUGCCUUCUCUGUCUGCUACUCAGCCCUGCUCACCAAGACCAACCGCAUUGCACGCAUCUUUGGCGGGGCCCGGGAGGGUGCCCAGCGGCCACGCUUCAUCAGCCCCGCCUCGCAGGUGGCCAUCUGUCUGGCACUUAUCUCUGGCCAACUGCUCAUUGUGGCCACCUGGCUGGUGGUGGAGGCACCGGGCACGGGCAAGGAGACAGCCCCUGAACGGCGGGAGGUGGUGAUAUUGCGCUGCAACCAUCGUGAUGCAAGCAUGCUGGGCUCACUGGCCUACAAUGUGCUCCUCAUUGCGCUCUGCACGCUCUAUGCCUUCAAGACUCGUAAGUGCCCUGAGAACUUCAAUGAGGCCAAGUUCAUUGGCUUCACCAUGUACACCACCUGCAUCAUCUGGCUGGCAUUCCUGCCCAUCUUCUAUGUCACCUCUAGUGAUUACCGGGUACAGACCACCACCAUGUGCGUGUCGGUCAGUCUCAGUGGCUCUGUGGUACUCGGCUGCCUCUUUGCGCCCAAGCUGCACAUCAUCCUCUUCCAGCCUCAGAAGAACGUGGUUAGCCACCGGGCGCCCACCAGCCGCUUUGGCAGUUCCACUGCCCGGGUCAGCUCCAGCCUCGGCCAAGGGUCUGGCUCCCAGUUUGUCCCCACCGUCUGCAACGGCCGUGAGGUGGUGGACUCAACAACAUCGUCACUUUGA
This is a messenger RNA of Cynocephalus volans (Philippine flying lemur), 2619 nucleotides long. RefSeq names its product glutamate metabotropic receptor 2 (gene GRM2). NCBI's taxonomy places the organism in Eukaryota, Metazoa, Chordata, Mammalia, Dermoptera, Cynocephalidae. Gene Ontology annotation, biological process: regulation of synaptic transmission, glutamatergic; G protein-coupled glutamate receptor signaling pathway. The record is from RefSeq and is a predicted model, not a curated record. The transcript has 5 exons. Bases 1 to 2619 code for a protein of 872 amino acids. Gene Ontology annotation, molecular function: group II metabotropic glutamate receptor activity. Gene Ontology annotation, cellular component: plasma membrane.